AAAAAAAAAAAAAAAGCUAGCUGAUGUGCAUGGAGAGGUCAGGGUAGACUUGUAUCCAGAAGGAGAGGCAAACUCAGACAACUGCUCCCUGGAAGUUCUCCUUUGUGUAAAAUGACCCUAUCUGUGUGCGCGUCCUGUUGCGAAAGAGAGGCGGGGCCUGAUAGACACGAUUAGUACAUUUCCUGUGCUGCCAAGGAGUACAGCAGCUGCACACCACUGGAGAGCUUGGCAGGGAAAACAGGCUCUGCAGAAUCGGUGUCAUUAUUUACUGAGCGCGGGGGACUUCCUUUUCACGUGUGAUCCGCUUUCAUGGACUAACCGAGGCAGGAACCAACCGAGGAACGCCUGUGUUUUUAGCAGCCUCUUGCCUUUCACCCAAGUUGGUGAAACUUACUAGGCAGGCUCCGGGGCUGCUCCUGGGUGCUGUUGUUUCCUGGUCUUCGGCUCUUUACAAUCGUUCUCACCAGCUAAUUUCUCCCUGGGCUUUUUCUAAGAGUGAUUCUCGUUCGUAGACCGGAGCAGGAGCAGCCCGAUUGUUAACGCUGCACCCAGCCUUCUGGUUAUAUUGCUCUAUAGAAGAUGCACUAUUACCGAUACUCUAACCCAGAAAUCAGCUGUUGGUAUAAAUAUCUGCUUUUCAGCUACAACAUCAUCUUCUGGCUAGCUGGAGUUGCUUUCCUAGCAGCCGGGCUUUGGGCAUGGAGUGAAAAGGGUGUAUUAUCUGAUCUCACGAAGGUAACCCGUCUCCAUGGCUUUGACCCGGUGGUACUUGUCUUGGUGGUUGGAGGAGUGAUGUUUGUUCUGGGAUUCGCUGGUUGUGUAGGAGCACUGAGGGAAAACAUCUGCCUUCUGAAGUUCUUCUGUGGAGCAAUUGUACUAAUAUUUACAUUGGAGUUGGCUGUAGCAGUGCUGGCUUUCUUGUUCCAGGACUGGGUGAGGGACCGGUUCAAGGAAUUCUUUGAGAAUAACAUUAAAUCCUACCGAGAUGACAUCGACCUACAGAACCUUAUUGACUCACUGCAGAAAAUUGAACUGGACGGAAGUUACAAUUUUAACAGAUACCCUGGUAUAGGGCAAUGGUUUUCAAGCUGCGGAUCUCAACCCAGUCGUGGGUCGCGGAAUAACCAUUGCUGUGGUGCUCAGGGGCCAGAUGACUGGGAUCUUAACAUUUACUUCAACUGCAGCACUGAAAGCAAAAGUCGUGAGAAGUGUGGGGUUCCCUUUUCCUGCUGUGUACCUGAUCCUGCUCAAAAGGUUGUGAAUACACAGUGUGGAUAUGACAUCAGAGCACAGAAGAAAAACCGAUGGGACAACUUAAUUUUCACGAAGGGUUGUAUCCCUGCUCUUGAAGCUUGGCUACCCCGAAACAUCUACAUUGUUGCAGGAGCCUUCAUAGCUAUCUCAUUGCUGCAGAUUUUUGGGAUUUUCCUGGCCAGGUCACUGAUUUCAGAUAUUGAAGUUGUAAAGGCAAGUCAUCUUUUCUGAAGACAAAAGCAGACACCAGCUGUGAAGACCAAUACAUUUCACUGCUAUUGAUUUGACAUCAAGGUGAAAAGAAAUUGAGAGACACACGGGCCUUGGAGUGCUCCAGGUUUUAAAAGCCUUAUUUUUGUAUCAGCCAGAUGUUACUCUGCUUCUGCUUUUGCUGCAGGCUGGUGCAGAAAGAAGACACUGCUUCCUCCUCCUAAUCCUCUUCUCCCCAAUGCAACCUGUUUCUUUUUCCAAGGGGAAGACUAGAUUUAAACCUCUUUUGGUGUGGAAGACAUUUCUCUAAACCUAUGAGGGAUGGACUGAAAGACUUCAGUAAGCAGAAAUGGAAACUGCUGUAAACCAGUCCCUUACCUUGAAGAACUUGCUGCUGUAAGGCCUGUUUUGUCUUGGCUCCCAGCUACCAUCACUGGAGGUUGCAAAUGUUGCGUUCGUUAUGUGGAUCAUAGCUGCAUCUGUUGUGGUGUUUGUCAUGGUCUUAGAGGAGAGUGUCCUAAAGAUCGACAAUGACCCCAUUGAUGGAAUAGGCAACGGAGGUUACUUAACGUCUAUUCUCAAAACGUUGUAGUCUGUUCUCGAAACACCAAGCAUUUCAUUGCAUCCUAUGUAAGUGGAAGGCCCAGGCAGUUAUAUCAUUUGAUUAUUGGGAGUCAUGAUAGUCUUGGUAUUAGAGACUGUAAAGAAAUGUCAUUAAGUCUCCAGUUGUCAGAUGGAACCUCAGCUGAGCAGAAGUAGGGAAUGUCCCUAUAUGAGCUAAUGUAGAUAUUUCAGUAGGGACUCAAAUGCUUGAGUAACAGAAGCCACUUAUUUUGAAAGUUCUUGCCAACAUAAGUUUCUCAAGAGAGAGUAAUUUAAUUAUAUAUUGAUAGCAUAGUUGGAAAUCUUUUAAUGAGGGUAGGUGGAUUCUCUGAUGCUAUUACUCCUGUUUAGAUGUUUGUAAAUAGUUUUAAUUUAUCAAGGAGAAAAUCUCACCGUUUGCUUACACUGUUUUGUAGAGCAAUUACUUCUAAAAAGAGUGAUAUCUGCUGGGCUGAAGGCAUUUAACAAUUCUGCUUGGUACAAGAGAUCACUGAAUAUGCGAUUGUAUCUGUCAAGAGCUCUCUAGUCUGCCAUCUGUUCUCUUUCACACCUGUCCACUACACUGUUGUUUAUCAUCUUCUUUGACUGUUGAUUGCUAUAGUAGGACUAAAAAGACAUUCAAGGACAAGCUAAACUCUGUCAGACCUUUGAUUCAGGAUUUUCCAGGCUAGUCAAAAGCUAAUAUAAUAUACAUAAGAGUCUAGUGGAGCACUGGAGUUACUAGCAUUAAUUUAUUUUAAGAAAUUGUUUGAAUGCAUUGUUGUUUCCUGUUCCAUUUGUCCUUUGCUGCUCAGCCUUUCCUGCAAAAAUGCCAGAUCCAGUCAUGUUGAAGAAAUGCUCAGAGCUGUGCCUCCAGAAUAAUGCUUUAGGCCCUGGCCCAAAGUGAGUGCAACUCCCAUUGAAGUAAAACGGGUGUGGCUCCUGUUUACACCAGGGAUGAAAUUAAGUCCUUAUGACAUUUCCUGCAAACUGGUGUGCUUAAGACCUGAUCCAAAGUCUAUGGAGGCCAAUGGAAAGACUCCCAUUGACUUCAGUGGGCUUUGGAUCUGGCCUGUAGUGCUAGUCCAAACCGCUCUUCUGAUCUUCUGUGAAAUCAAAAAUCAGAGUACAACUAACUGUAAAAACUGAAAUGUGUGAUACAUAAUAAGGAACGCUUUUAAAUAGCUGUUGGAGUGUCAAUUUUACUAUGGGCUAUUUACUAACAAAACUGUUCACUGCUUGUAAUGGCACCCUAUUUUUCAGGGAUAGCAAUUAUUUGCAGUGCCUAAUGUUGUGUAAAUUCUAGUAAAGUAUAUAUUUUUGUAAUUAUAUUUUACUAUAUUGAUGCUUGUUUCCAAAGUGUUAUGCUUUCUUAGAAUGCCAAACUUCUGAUUACAUCUUUUUAUGUACAUGUGUUUAACCUUGUGUGUGUUAUCUAAGUAUUAAUGAGCAAUUCACUGGAAGAAAGGUGGUACCAGUAGGGAUCUGUACCAGCCUUUCUUGCAUGAAAGCUAGAAGAAGGCUGCUUUGACAUUCUGUGAAACAUUUCAUAGACAAUGCUGUAUUUUGUAUGUGGCUUUCAGCUGAGCUUUCAUGUUUCUUUUUCUGACCAAUGACUGAGAUGGAACGGGAAAAGGAAGCCUGUCUAAGAAUGGCUGAUUUCCUCAGAGACCGACACAGAAUACAGUGUCUAUUGUAUCCUUCUACAUGACCUGAAGGUAAAAUCUCCAGCCAUAUACUGGGAUUUUUUUCUUUGAUCUUCAACAAGAAGAAAAACAGUAAGUAGGAGAAGCUGGAAAGAGGGCAAAAGAAGCUGCUUCUACAGAGCCCUGAAACUGAAAUCUGUGCCACAUGUUUGCUGGAUCUAUUGCAGCGGUAACAGACUUAAACUCUCUGCUGAUAUUUGCAUUUAGUAGGUAGCACAGCAAUGUCUAUAAUUAUUGCUUCAAGUUCUUCCACUAAGAACAUUGGUUUGCAGCCCAAGACAACCCGAGGCUUAAAGCCACAUCAACCAAUUUAUGCUUGUGACCUGUGACAAUACAGUAAUCCAUUUAGUUUGAAAACACUACAUUCGGUUUGUGAAAUGUAGCCACCUGAAUUGCAUCUAGGGAAUAGAUUUCACUAUUCUCUGAACUUGUGAAGAGGUAGCACUUUCCUGAAAGACCAUAAAACCAACAGGCCAUUUCUUUAGCUGGGGAAAAUCAACACAGUUCCACUAGCUUCGUUGGAACUACCCCAACACCAGCUGAGGAUCUGGGCAGGUGUAAGAUCUCUCCGUAGUUCUCUGUAUCAUCAGGUUUCUUCUGCUUGCUUGAUGGCAAAUUAGUGUCUAACUCCUCUUGUCUUAUCAAUCGUGUCUUCUGUGCAAAACAAAAUUAAUCUGAAGUGUAGCUUUUCAUAAUUAGGUGCUUAUUCCUGUUGCUUUUACUACUGUUAACACUUAAAGUUAAUAGCAGCUAUUUACAACACUCUUGUAAAUAAUGCUUAAUGCCUCACAAAAGCAGAGAAAAGGGUUUUAUUAUCAUUUUUCACUUCUUUCUGCUUCUGAAUUUUCAAAAGUGCCUAAAUCCCACAUACAAAAGUGACUCGGGGAUUUAGAAGCCUAAGUGUAUUUAAAAGUGACUUUCAAUGUGGGACUUUGGCUCCUAAGUCACUUAGGUACUUCUGGAAAUUUUGUUCCCAGCCAUUUUAAAGAGCAGUUCUGCUGGCAGUGGCAAAUAUAGUUCGCAAAAACUAGAUCCCUGAAUUGAUAUGAAAGAUGAACAUUUGCCCGUUGCUUACUAAACACACCUUUAAAUAGAACAUCCUUUAUGAACCUGCAGUGCCUUAAUUGCUAGAGAUAUGUAGGUUCUGAUUGCCUGAGUCCUGCAAAGCUUAACCAGUUAACUGCUUAUGCUGCCUCUAAGGCUCCUAAUGAGGAGCAACUCAAAUCAUUCCACCGCCAAACUUCGUAAAUGCUUGAAGUUGAGAUCUCAACGGUAGCAUUCAGACCAAGUCCACCACACUACAAUAGAAACAAGUUCGUUUUUUGUUUUUUGUUUUUUUAAUGAAGAUAUCAGAUGUGAACUUUAACUUAUAUGACCUGAACUUGAGAGACAAAAGCAGAACUAAUGGACUGGGCUAUGAGACGACAUUUAAUUUCUAGGAAGUGAGUGCUUUUAUUUCUGGGAUACUUUAUCUUUAUUUAGUUUUUCACCGUUAUGAGUGACCGUGAUAAUGGGCUUUGGUCUCCGCUUAAUGCACCUUGAUUCAGACACACAACUGCUUACGGAUCAAGAUGAGAAUAGAUUCUUUUGUGAGCCCCAGACUGAGCAAAGCACACAGAAGUGUAUCCCCUUCCCAAAGGAGCACCCCUCUCCUGGGAAUCUGAACAAUCCACCCCAUGUUGCAAUGACCUUUUGUACAGCACAAGAAGGCUGGAGUGCGCUCCCAUCAGAGUCUGUCAAGGCUGCUCCACAACUCAGCCUGAGCUGUGUGUCAAGCUGCUCCCCUCUUUUCCAGAAGCUAGACAUGUAGCUUUAACAGUGUUUCUAGUCCACAAAAGGAUGGAUCAAACUCUGCUCCCCAGUUGGUUUCCCUGGGGUUUGGUUUCUUUUUCUUCCAAUACCUUUGUCUUCUAAGCCUUAAAAUAAAUUGACUUAAUAUAUCAAACCUCAUGUCUUUCAUCACUGGACCUGUGUUUUCUUUUCAGCUCUGAGACUUGUUGGAUCCAACCAUUUGUAAAUUGAGUGGUUUUUAUUGCUGAGGUUUAAAUUCUCUAUUGAUGCUUUUGAUGACCAGCACAAACAAAUGAGACGGUGUGCCUUUAGCAUACGUGCUUUUGUUAUGUUUUUACAUCGAGACCUUUUUAAUUCAUUCUUACGUUGCACUCCCAGCUGCCAAAUGUUGCUUAUGAUUUAUUGCACAGAUGCUUUGUAUGGUCUGCCAAUGUCAAAGAUUGUAAUUGAGUGUUGAAAGCCAGUGUAAAAGUGUUUCAAGGAGAACUGUAAAAUGCAUUGUAGAGAAACAGUGGCUAAAUUUGCAGUCCCUAAAAUUUGUAUAAAUAAAGUUAAUUUUCAUUACAUGUA
Caretta caretta (loggerhead turtle) is the source of this 6113-nucleotide messenger RNA. NCBI's taxonomy places the organism in Eukaryota, Metazoa, Chordata, Testudines, Cheloniidae. The record is from RefSeq and is a predicted model, not a curated record.